Molecule: messenger RNA, 3480 nt
Organism: Pipistrellus kuhlii (Kuhl's pipistrelle)
Lineage: Eukaryota; Metazoa; Chordata; Mammalia; Chiroptera; Vespertilionidae
Gene: WEE1
Product: WEE1 G2 checkpoint kinase
Exons: 11
Coding region: 348-2312 (654 amino acids)
Biological process (GO): protein phosphorylation; mitotic cell cycle
Cellular component (GO): nucleus
Molecular function (GO): magnesium ion binding; non-membrane spanning protein tyrosine kinase activity; ATP binding
Source: RefSeq, a predicted model, not a curated record
UUUAAACCCGGGGCUGGGCGGGGAUUGGUGGGCUGGGCGGUCACGUGGCUAACGGUCGCGGGAAGCCGCGGAGUCCGAACCCGCGGCUGGACUUGCGGAGACCUGAGCCUGGGCGCUCGGGCCGCCCCGCCGCCGCCGCCGGACAGUCCACGCUGCCGCCGCCGCUGCCCCCACAGCCGCCCGCAGCUCCGAGCGCCCGGGAGCCGCCGCCCGCCGCCACGCAGCCCCGCCGCCGCGGCCUCCGGACGCGCCCCGCCGCACGUGGCAGACCCGCCCCCUGGGCAGGCUGCGCCCUGGACUCCGCGAGUCCGGGUCCUCGGGUCCUCCGUGCCGGCCCCCGGGGCGCGAUGAGCUUCCUGAGCGGGCAGCGGCCGCCGCCGCCCCGCCGCGCCGGCGCCUCCUGCACCUUGCGGCAGAAGCUCAUCUUCUCGCCCUGCAGCGACUGCGAGGAGGAGGAGGAGGAAGAGGAGGAGGAGGAGGGCAGCGGCCAUAGCACCGGGGAGGACUCGGCCUUCCAGGAGCCUGACUCGCCGCUGCCGCCCGCGCGGAGCCCCCCAGAGCCCGGGCCGGAGGGCCGCCGCCGCUCGCCCGGCCCGGCGCCCCGCAGCCCCGGGGAGCUGGAGGAGGAGGAGGACGUGGGGAUGCGCAGCGCCUCCCCGGGCGCCGACGCGUCCGGCAGCGGCGGCGGCGGGGCCGAGGGCGACUCGUGGGAGGAGGAGGGCUUCGGCUCGUCGUCGCCGGUCAAGUCGCCAGCGGCCGCCUACUUCCUGGGCAGCUCCUUGUCGCCGGUGCGCUUCGGCGGCCCGGAGGACGCGUCCCCGCGCGGCUACGGGGAGCGCGGCGGGGCCGGCGAGGCGUCCUGCUCGCCGCUGCGGGAGCACCCGGGCACCCCGCCGCACAAGACCUUCCGCAAGCUGCGGCUCUUUGACACGCCGCACACCCCCAAGAGUUUGCUCUCCAAAGCUCGAGGAAUUGAUUCCGGCUCUGUUAAAAUCAGAAGUGGUUCUCUAUUCAUGGAUACAGAAAAAUCAGGAAAAAGAGAAUUUGACAUUCGACAGACUCCACAAGUGAAUAUUAAUCCUUUUACUCCAGAUUCUUUGUUACUUCAUUCCUCAGGACAGUGUCGUAGAAGAAAGAGAACAUACUGGAAUGAUUCCUGUGGUGAAGACAUGGAAGCCAGUGAUUAUGAAUAUGAAGAUGAAACAAGACCUGCUAAAAGAAUUACAAUUACUGAAAGCAAUAUGAAGUCACGGUAUACAACAGAAUUUCAUGAGCUAGAGAAAAUUGGCUCUGGAGAAUUUGGUUCUGUGUUUAAAUGUGUGAAAAGGCUGGAUGGGUGCAUUUAUGCCAUUAAGCGAUCAAAAAAGCCAUUGGCCGGCUCUGUUGAUGAGCAGAACGCUUUGAGAGAAGUAUAUGCUCAUGCAGUACUUGGUCAACAUUCUCAUGUAGUUCGAUAUUUCUCUGCAUGGGCAGAAGAUGACCAUAUGCUCAUACAGAAUGAGUAUUGUAAUGGUGGAAGUUUAGCUGAUGCCAUAAGUAUAAACUAUAGAAGCAUGCGUUACUUUAUAGAAGCAGAGCUGAAGGAUCUCCUUUUGCAAGUUGGCCGGGGCUUGAGAUAUAUUCAUUCAAUGUCUUUAGUUCACAUGGAUAUAAAGCCUAGUAAUAUUUUCAUAUCUCGAACCUCAAUCCCAAAUGCUUCCUCUGAAGAUGGAGAUGAAGAUGAAUGGAUAUCUAACAAAGUUAUCUUUAAAAUAGGUGAUCUUGGGCAUGUAACAAGAAUAUCUAGUCCACAAGUUGAAGAGGGUGAUAGCCGUUUUCUUGCAAAUGAAGUUUUACAGGAGAACUAUUCCCAUCUACCAAAAGCAGAUAUUUUUGCCCUUGCCCUCACAGUGGUAUGUGCUGCUGGUGCUGAACCUCUCCCCAGAAAUGGAGACCAAUGGCAUGAAAUCAGACAGGGUAGAUUACCACGGAUUCCACAAGUGCUUUCCCACGAAUUUACAGAGUUGCUAAAAGUUAUGAUUCAUCCAGAUCCAGAGAGAAGACCUUCAGCAGCGGCACUGGUAAAGCAUUCAAUAUUGCUGUCUGCUUCUAGAAAAAGCGCAGAACAAUUACGAAUAGAAUUGAAUGCUGAAAAGUUCAAAAAUUCACUUUUGCAGAAAGAACUCAAGAAAGCCCAGAUGGCAAAAGCUGCAGCUGAGGAAAGAGCACUCUUCACUGACCGGAUGGCCACUCGGUCCACCACGCAGAGUAAUAGAACAUCUCGACUUAUUGGAAAGAAAAUGAAUCGCUCUGUCAGCCUUACCAUAUACUGAACUACUUACUUCCCACCUCCCCCAAAAAACUGUGACAAGAGGAAGUUAAAGCUAGGUUGAAAUCACUGCUAGAAUCCAGUUUGCAAUUACUUUCUUAAAAUGGAUGUCAGUAGUUUUACUGAAAUACUUUUUAGGACUUUUAUUUGUGAGUUACAGUUAAAAGCUGUAUUUUGACCAGUGCUCUAUCAGGCUUUCAUUAGUUGAUCAGUUUGUCUUCUCUAGGAUGUCAGUCACUGUUGGAUGUUACCAUCAGCCUUUCCAGGGUGAACCACUACGGUGGUGUGCUGCUGAUAGUUUGCAUUGUGAUAAAAGGUAUCCUUCCCUGUAGUGACUUGUAAAAAAGGACCAAGGGCUUUAUUACAAACAUUCUCCCUUUGAAAAGAGAAAUAGUAAGAGAAUCAGUUACUACUCGGCCUUCAAUGUACCUGUGUGUCAGUCAUAUUUCUUUUUCUUUAAUUGUGAAUUAUAUUUGUAUAUCCAACUGGGAGCACUUUUGGGCACUGUAUGAGCCAUGGAGUAAUUCUGUGGAAGUAUUGCCUUGUGAAUUUGCUGCUAUUUUAGUUUUGUCUUUGCUGUAAAAUUGUAGCAUUAAACAAUCAUUGUUGUUAAUAGGCUUUUUUUUAAAAAAAAAAAACAAUUAUGUGAAAUACAUAGCUGCUCUUGAUGAAAAGCAGCUUAUUUGCCUUUUUUCCCUUUGAACUUUGAAGCUAGUGCAUUGGAGAAAUGCAUCCUUUCCCCCCUUUGGAAUGCUGUAUUAAUGUAGUAUAAUUAUUGCUGGUUUUGUAAUUUUUUCUGAUAAUCCCCUUCCCUGAAUUUUUAAAAAAUAUUUCCUCUCACCACCUAAGUUUGUACUUGAUUGUAUUGUUAGUCUGUUUUUAACUGUUUUGCCCAGUUUCCCUUCAACAUUGGUGUAUAUAAACUAAUCUUGGUGAUACUGUACAUAGCUGUUUGAAAUGCCAGAAUGACUUAUGACUAUACCAAGCUUUUCAUAAAAUAUAUUUUAUCUGUAAUUAGCCACUUGACUAAUAGUACUGGCUAAUAGAUAUUGAAAAAAUUUUGUUUAUUUUUUAUUUUCCUAUUGAUUUUGAUUUAAGACUUGUUUGCACUUGUCUGUUUGACUUGUGUAUUAUUAACAUUGUUUGGCAUAUUAAAAGUCACUCUGAGCUUA